UCUAGGUAGGAGAUGAGAGGCAUAGUCGACUUCAUGCGCAUUUCAGACAGAAACCUCACUUAGGCUAUUUCCUUGGAACAGCAUCUGCUUUUUAACCGUUAUACCCACACCUGCAGCUUGAAGCCUGCAUAUCCUACUGGUUCGGUUUGGUGUUGAUGUUGCUGUAGCCUAUUCUGUGUUGGUUGGAUAGCCUAUAUUUCUUCUCUGUAGCCUUCCAACAUUUAACUGUGGCCGAUGUUUCAAUUGUCUUGCUGCUGCAAUUUGCAAAUAAUGUAGGCUAAGCCAUGCUCUGAUGGGAAGGAUUGAUUGGGACAUGGCGCAGAGGUGGCGCGUCUGUGCGCGGCAGAUCAGGCAUCCUGGCCGGAGGAGUAGCCCAUCACUCAAGCAUCCAGACGCUGAGCGGAGGACGGAGAGCUGAGGAUCUCACAGAGAAGCUGGGAACAUCCUGCGAAACGGGAAUAAAAUACACCGAUUAGGUUAUGUCAGGAAAGUUGGAUCGAUUUCCUGUCAAAUUAAAAUGACUGCUUAAUUGUCCUCUCACGGUGCAGUUACGUUUUUUUUCCAUAGCUUUUGGUUUCGCUGCUAUUAAACGCUGGGGCUACUUUGUUUUCUGCUGCUCCCUCCCUCUCUCUCUGAGAAGUGCUGUGUGCACAGUCGUUACCUCAUCCCCCCAACCCAGCCCGUUACUGUCAAACCUGCAUUUAACCGCGAGCGCACCCGUUUAACGCCAGGAACAGGGGCUUCAUGUUGACGGCGCACUGCAGGGAUUCGCCUGCACAGCGAGCCUCUUCGACGGCCACGGAGCCUCAGCGAAGAUGACAAAAGAAUGUCAUGUUGUGGUGAGAUGACGGGGAGCAUGGCACCAGGGCCGCUGCUGGUGUGGUUGCUCAGCGUCGGCUGCGCUGUAGGCUGUGCGGCGGGCUGCAGUGGACAGGGGGAGGUACACAAUGAGAGGAGAGGGGUGAUCUUCAGCCCGUCCUGGCCACUGCGCUACCCCGCCGGACUCAACUGCAGCUGGGACAUCCAGGCUGAGAGAGGAGAGGUCAUCACCAUCAGUUUCCGUAACUUUGACCUGGAGGAGUCUCCAGGCUGUGUGGGGGACUGGCUGCAGCUGGGUCCGGUGUGGCAGGGGAGUACCGUGUCUUUGACCCCUGCUGCUGCCCCAUUCAUCUCCUCGGGACGCGUCGCGCUGCUCUUCUUUACCUGCGCCAACUCCUCAGGACAGGCACAGGGCUUCCGCCUCUCCUACAUACGAGGGCGUUUGGGUCAGAGCAUCUGCCAGUAUGGGCGAGUUCCCAGCGGUAGCGGAAGUGUGUCCCCGCGCUCGUGGCUGCAGCUUGGUCAGGGCGAGUCGCGGAGACCAAACGGACGGCGCCCAAUGCGCAGCCCGCCCACCGAUGCGACCUUUGACCUCUGCCCCCGCGGGUCGCUGGCGUGCCGUCUGGGUCCGACCACGCGCUGCCUGCCCCCCGAGCGGCGCUGCGACGGCACCAGCGACUGCCCCGACGGCACGGACGAGCUGGCCUGCGCCCCUGACCCCGCCUCUGACCCCGCCACCUGCGUCCAGCACCUGCGCAGCUUCUACGGCGCCUUCGCCUCGCCUGACUUCCUGCGUCCACCACCGGCGUCCGGCGUGUGGUCGGAGCGGCGGUGCAGCUGGCAGCUGGACACAGCGGACCCUCGGCCGCUGCUGCUGCGUCUGGAGCUGCGCCUGGCGCCGGGCGACGCGCUGCGGGUGUUCGACGGGCUGACCCCGCGUCCAGAGCGCCUCCUGCAAGAGCUGUCGCACCACUACAAUGCCCGCGCACCGCAGCUGGAGUCCAGCAGGGGGCAGAUGACCCUCCUGUACCGCGCCGCAUUCGGCAGCAGGGGACGCGGCUUCAGCGCCUCAUACCGCGCCAAGGGCUACUGUUUCCCGGGUGACACGCCAUGUGGCGGUGACCAAGGCUGCUUCUCCGGGCACCAGCGCUGUGAUGGCUACUGGCACUGCCCCUCCGGCCGUGACGAGGAGGGCUGCCCAGGGUGCUCGGCGGGCGCUUACCCGUGCGAGGGCGGCGGCGCGGGGGGGUCCUGCUACGCGGCCGAGGAGCGUUGCGACAGCCAAAAGCAGUGUCCAGGUGGCGGGGACGAGAAGAACUGCGCCUCCUGCCAGCCGGGCAGCUUCCGCUGCGCCAGCAAGCGCUGCGUGUCCGAGCAGUGGGCGGCGACGACGGGGCAGGACGACUGCAGCGACGGCAGCGACGAGCGAGAGUGCCUGACCAGCGUCCCGCGCAAGGUCAUCACCGCCGCCAUCAUCGGCAGCCUCGUCUGCAGCCUGCUGUUGGUCAUCGCACUGGGCUGCGCUUUCAAACUGUACACGCUGAGGAACAGGGAGUACAGGGCUUUCGAGACACAGAUGACUCGCAUGGAGGCGGAGUUUGUCCAGAGGGAGGCUCCGCCCUCUUAUGGGCAGCUGAUCGCCCAAGGCCUCAUUCCACCUGUGGACGAUUUCCCUGUCUACAACCCCAACCAGGUGUCCAUGCUCCAGAAUCAUUUUUACGGCUCCCUCACCCGAGGUCACAUCCCACUGCUGACCCCCCCCUCGGGAAUAGCCCCCCUGGCGCCCCCCGCCGGCGACACACACCCCCACACACACACGGACACCACCCCCUCGCCCUGCUCGGCCGCAGCCCUGGGGCUCGCAGCGCUCUGCCACGCUCCCCCCCACACACACGCACACACACAUUCACACACACACUGCUUACCUGACUCACCGGAGUCGCCCGAGUCUCCCGGCUCACCCCUGUCACCUGUCUCAGCUAUUUCACCUGAUUCCCGUGACUCCCCAGAUUCACCUGACACACCUGACUCUCCCAUCACCCCUGAGUCCGCUGGCUCUGCAGUCUCGCCGGUGUCCCCCUUGUCCUCCUCCUCGGACUCCUCCAGCUCAGACGCCCAGGCGGGGCAGGACGGCGGCCCAGCUAGAGGCUCUUCUCCUGGGCAGGCUGCAGAGGACGAGGCCCCCGAGCUCCAGAGCCCCAGGAUCGGUCCGCUCAUCUACCGCCACCGUCCAGCCAGAAGACGGGCCCUGGCACUCGCUGCACACUCACACUCACACACACACACACACAGGGAUACAGACACAGACACAUGCACACACACACACACACUCACAGCCAGGAGGAGGGCCCUGGCGUUAGCCGCCCACCUGCGGGGUGUGGCUCUGAUCAACUACCCGUCUAGAGGCCACUCCCCCCUCAGCUCCCCAGACACACCCCUUCCCCUGCCGGCCAAUCAGAGCCAGAGACAGCAGGUGGUGGGUGGGCCGAAAAGCCCUGCGGUGACCACGCCAACGGAGGACAAACAAAGAGAAGCGUCAGGGGUGAGGAGGGACUCUAAUGACCUGUCAAUCACAAGCAGCUCAGGGGACGAGCAGGAAGGCACGCUGCUCAUCACUUGACACACACACACACAUACACACACUAUCCUUUUCUCUCGAAUGUUGACAUGACAGAUCCCCACCCAUCCCUCUCUCUCCUGUCAUUCUUCCACUCGUUCUUCCUCUAAUCACACUCCCCUCUCUUUUUUCUUUCUCCCUCUUUCUCUCUUUUCUCUAACUCUGUCUCUUUCUCUCCUCCUCUCCCAGCCAGUGGUUGGAUGGGACUGAUAGCUCCCAGAGUCUCGGUGGCCUUGGGGGAGAGCUAGAGCCGUGCUGUUUCUAGGCUACCACGCUGGAACACUCAGCGUUAGAACAAUGCCUUUAGAAUGUCACCAAGGUUCCAUCAUUGAAACACUGCCGUUGCUAAGUGACGCCUCCGUGCUGUCGGUGCUUCUAAAGAGACUUCUAACCCAUUGGGACUGACUGUCAUGUGACCAUAUCAUGUGGCUGUCACAAAUUAUGUACUUACCACAGGAGUUCCACACACACACACAUCCAUGUCAAGUUUACAUCCAUCCAUCGUCCAGAAGCAGCUUGUCUUUAAAAGUGACCUCUUCAUAUCCACCCACACCAUCACACAGCAUCAAUAAAAGUCAGGAAAAAACCCUCA
Molecule: messenger RNA, 4028 nt
Organism: Alosa alosa (allis shad)
Lineage: Eukaryota; Metazoa; Chordata; Actinopteri; Clupeiformes; Clupeidae
Gene: lrp3
Product: low density lipoprotein receptor-related protein 3
Cellular component (GO): plasma membrane
Molecular function (GO): protein binding
Source: RefSeq, a predicted model, not a curated record